AUGUCUGAAGUCCUAGCAAUUCAAAUUGAAAGUUCAAGAAAAAGAAAGAAGCCCAACCUUUGUACUGGCAGCAAAAAAGCACGAAAAAUUGCCCCGAAGCUGAAUGAUGAUAAUUUAAUUGAAACUUUAAAUUCACUUACUUCCCCAAAUAGAACAAAAUAUUUUUAAUUUUCUAUUUUUUGGGAUAAUUUAAUCCCAGAAUUGGCACAAAAUUUUAUUUCUUAUAGAUGAAAAUAAUAAUUCUAUUUACCCAAUUCAUCUUUUUCGGGUUACCUAUUUAAACAAAAUUGGCACUUUAAAUUGGUAGAUUUUAUGUUUUUUAUUUUUAUAACGAUUAAAAAUUAAUUUUUUACUAUAUAAAAUUUGCUUCCAAAAUAAAAUUAAAUCUACUGUUAUAUUGGACUAGAUAUAUUGUUCCAAUUUAAGGAGAGUUAUGCAAAAAUCUGAGCUAGCAGACCAAGCUCCAAAAAUACCCAAGCCAAUUUCUACUCAAAUACCAGCGCUGUCUGAAGGGACUGCGAAUUUGUUGAAAAGCUUACAGAUAACGAGUCAUAAGCCAGCAGUCAGGCCAACUGAAGAGAUUUUAAACUCUAAGCCUAUGAAAGAACUUUAUGGGCAUUUAUUAGAGCCACAGCUGCCGCUGCAUUAUAAAAAAGUGUUGACUAUGUUUGAAAGAACUGAUUAUACAAUGAAUUAUGCAAAGCAUAGAAAAGCAGUAACUUCAUUUGAAAACAUAAAGAAAGGGAUUGAAGAAGUCUAUCACUCUAAUUAUGAUAUUGAAAUUUUGCAAAAAAUAUUAUUCAUUGAUAGUAGCCUUUAUAAAGUUUUUUGGGCUAAGGAUUUGGCGAAGGAGUAUAAGCUGUUUUUAGAGUUUCCGGCAGAGCUGGAGAAAGAAAAAGGGCAGAUUACUAAUGAAAAAUUAGAGGAAAGGAAAAAGAUUGUUAGUUAAGAUUAUAGAAAAGCAAUUGUGAUACUUUGAUUGUAUAUUUAUCUUCACCUUGCUUCGCAUAACCAUCGGCCUAUAGGCUAUGCUCCUCCAGAAAUUGGCUCCCAGACUAUAGUGGAUGGGUCACCGUGCUGUGCGCCUUACUUGGGUUACCAUUCUAGAAAAUUUGAAAGAUCCAAUUUCCUGGCCGAGGUGUCGCCCAAGAUGGAAUUCGUUGCGCAUAGCGCAACUCCAAGUAUAAAGCUAGUAAAUUGCUAGAUUGGUCCUAAGGACUUUCUGCCCUUUUCCAACCCUAAUCAUCCAUGCUCCCGAGAGUAAAAUCCUUGAUCUGAAUGGGCUGCGGUCGACGGUGCGCUCCGCCAAACAAUUAAAACCUGACCGAUACACACCACUGAGCGCCAUCCUUCCUUCCACAAGGUCCCUGGACUUACCCCAGCUGCAGAUUUUAAGAGGGAGAGAGUUGGUUCGCAACGACAUUUUAAUGUAUGGAAAAGAUUGUUUAGAAAAAACUUCUGGAUUUGGUGAAAAGCUACCAUUUGGACUUUCUGCAGUCUGCAAAUGAAGUGUGGGAGUCUGAGAGCUCUUGGCAUCCAAAUUUUGAUAUUUCCAAGGUCUCUGAUGUCCCACUGUUUAAAUUGCCUGAAAAGCCAAUAGAUAAUUCAGAAUCCUCAAUAUCAGAUUUUCUUAAAAAACAGUUCGAAAUUAAUGAAAAAAACCGAAAAAUUGACACUGGCCCAGAAAUUGUCGACGCAAACGACGUGAUCCCUGGCCUAACUCCUGAGCUGACCGCAAAAAUCAGAAUGAAAGAAAAGCUGCUUAAAGAAAGGCUCAAAAACCUGCAGCCAACACAGAACAUUUCCCUUCAUGCCAAGGUGGAAAGGAUGACUACUCUCUGUGAGAUGCUAAAAGCCAUUUAUCUCAGCCAAAAAACUCCAAGCAUAUUUUACAGCUGCCUGGUAAAGAAAAUCAAAGGCACAGGCAAAAUCUCGACAGAUUCAAUGAUUAUAGAAAAAGACCUAAACGACGCAAUCGAGCUUUUCCCUUCUUGACUUAAGCUGAUAGACACCAGUGUUGGGAAGGUAGUCCGAAUGAACCGUCAAUUAGAAAUGCCACUGACAACAAUUAAAAAAGAAGUGAAUGCUAAAUUUAACUAA
Molecule: messenger RNA, 2100 nt
Organism: Blepharisma stoltei
Lineage: Eukaryota; Ciliophora; Heterotrichea; Heterotrichida; Blepharismidae
Source: the annotation of a GenBank genome assembly